Messenger RNA from Alligator mississippiensis (American alligator), 857 nucleotides. RefSeq names its product transmembrane protein 218 (gene TMEM218). The transcript is spliced from 4 exons. The record is from RefSeq and is a predicted model, not a curated record. Bases 178 to 525 code for a protein of 115 amino acids. Lineage: Eukaryota; Metazoa; Chordata; Crocodylia; Alligatoridae.
CGUCCCGGUCCGGUGGGGCGGCACAGCCAGGAGCCGCGGGGAUAAGUUCUCCUGCCCCGGCGCCGGUAGCAGGCCCCGGGGCCGCAGCUCUCCUGUGCUUCGUCCGCCCGCUGAGCUCCCAGCACGGCCCUGCCUGAGGACCGGCCUCGGGUGAAGGCGUCCCGCGUUUGUGUAGGAAUGGCUGGCACCAUUGUUGGAGUUGGACCAGGAGUGUUUAUUGUAGCACUGCUCUGGGUGCUAGUAUUGCUGCUUUGUGUGCUGUUAUCCAGGGCCUCUGGCUUUGAAAGGUUCUCGGUUGUUCUAGUCUUUAUUUCUGCUCUGAUCAUUACUUUGGUUCUUUGGCUUUUCCCUCGUGCCAGUGAGUUUCCAGAGCCAGCUACAGAAACAAAGAUUGUGGAUACCUUUUUCAUUGGCCGCUAUGUCCUGGUCUCUGUUCUCAGCCUGAUAUUUCUUGGAAGCCUCUUCCUGGUUCUUAUUCACCAUGUUCUGGAACCAGUGUAUGCCAAAGCACUCCGAGUUAAGUAACUAUUCAAGGCAGGUAGUAUGACACCAGUUGGGCAAUGAGAGUAUUCCCCUUCAAAUUUCUGAAGAAGCUUUCUGUUUGUGAUAUUAUACAAACAAUGAGUUCCAGAACUGGUGUCUGUUUGAAGUGCGAGAAAUCUCCAAAUAGGAGUUUCAGUAUGUAUAUGUUUUGCACAGGCUAAUUAAGAUUUUCUGCGGCCUUUUGUAGAGCCAAGAAAAGCUUGCUGGCAGAGAAAAGCUUGUUUACAGAUUGUAUCAGAUUCUUUUGUAUUUAUUCUUGGGAGUAUUUCCAUGAUCUCCGUUUUGGAGAAAAUAAAAGAACAAGAACAAGUGAA